AUGUCGCGCCACUACGACGACGACGAUGCCAGCCGUGGUCCACGCGGUGCAUCACACGGCAGACGCUACAGCCGGGGUGCAGCCGACGACGACGGCCGUGCGGCCCCGUACAUGACGCCCGCGGGGAACUAUGUUGCCUUUGAGCAGCGGGCUUCCAACCUGGACAUGGAUGGUCGCGACGUGGCGCUGCAGGUGCCGUCUUCGCCUCACCGGCCGCGAUCCGUGCCGCCGAUGAUUCCGCGCCGCGGCGACUCGCGCUCGCCGUCGCCCGAUUACGAACAUGAGUACGAGUACGAGCACGAGCGCCGUGGAAGCCGCAGCCGCAGCCGCAGCCGCUCGCGAGGCCCGCUCAAGAAGACCAAGAAUGCACUGGACAGCGCUUUUAGCACAUCGGCUUCGGGCCUCGGUGUCGGCGUCAUCGGCGCCAUCGUUGGUGGCCUGGCCGCCCGCGAGGCCUCUGAGGCGGCUGCGCGCUCGAAUCGUCGCCAGGGCCACGGCCACGAUCGCAGCGAUCACGACCGCGCCGCACUCAUCUCCACCAUCGUCGGCGCUGCUGUCGGUGGCCUCGGCGCCAACGCCAUCGAGAAGCGGGUCGAGCGCCGCCAUCAUCGGUGGGCAGACGACCGCGACGGCGACCGUGAUGAUCGCGAUGAUCGUGAUGAUCGUGAUCGUCGUGAUGACGACCGCGACGACAACCACCGCGGCCGCCACCAUCACGUGACGACCGGCACCAACGGCGUGCCGGCCACAACGACGACUACCAUGACGUAG
This is a messenger RNA of Grosmannia clavigera kw1407, 771 nucleotides long. RefSeq lists its product as uncharacterized. The transcript is spliced from 2 exons. The record is from RefSeq and is a predicted model, not a curated record. NCBI's taxonomy places the organism in Eukaryota, Fungi, Ascomycota, Sordariomycetes, Ophiostomatales, Ophiostomataceae. Bases 1 to 771 code for a protein of 256 amino acids.